Molecule: messenger RNA, 1327 nt
Organism: Rhinichthys klamathensis goyatoka
Lineage: Eukaryota; Metazoa; Chordata; Actinopteri; Cypriniformes; Leuciscidae
Exons: 8
Coding region: 215-1162 (315 amino acids)
Source: RefSeq, a predicted model, not a curated record
UGGUUGCCUUGACAGCCAUUGUGCGCAUGUAUUUGUGUGUCAUACUCUGCACGUGUACUCAUACAGUUACACAACCUGCACACUUAUAAAACCAGUCCCACGGGAGUAGUACUGCAUUUGUGUUUGUCAGUCCUCGGGGUGUUAUGUUAACUUCCUUCUCUAUUUUACUCUUGGUUUCAGACUCUGGGAGUGUUUUCAGCUGUAGCUGCUCACAAUGGGAGAUCACAGCACUGCCCGUUUAGCACUCAUAGUCCUUUCUGUUGUCAUGUACAUCAUUUGCAUCGUAUUCAACGCACUUGCUGGACCAGGAACAGGUCCUUUUCGGAACACCACUAGUUCUAUAUCAAAUAAGUACAAUACCGAAAUCACUCCCUCAGGAUGGACCUUCUCAAUCUGGGGUGUCAUCUACACCUGGCUGUCCCUCAUGCAUGCUUACAUCCUCUCCACUACCUGCAGGAGGACUGUUUAUGGUCCAAUGUACUGCAGUCCUGCUGUGUUGCCGUAUGGAUUCUUCAUCACCUGGAUUGCAAACAUGCUGCUGAAUAUAGGCUGGCUCCUUCUGUGGGACAGAGAGGUGAUGAUUGCUGGAUUUGUUUUCCUUGCCUUGAUUGCCUUCACAAACUACUUGCUGAUCAUCUUUACCUGUCAUGCCCUCAAACAAUAUGGAUCCUGGUUAAACAAAUAUCACAAAGUAGACCUCUGGUGCAUUCGGAUAUUGGUUCAGAAUGGCCUUGCAACAUACACAACGUGGACAACUAUUGCCACCUUGAUCAACUUCACUGUUGUGCUGAGAUAUGACGCUGGAAUGACCCAAUCAGAUGCAGCAACAGUCUCUCUCUCAAUUCUUUUGGGUGAAGCUAUUGCUUGGUUUAUUGUUGAGAACUUUGUGUUUGAAAAGCACCUGCGAUACAUUCUGACAGUCUACCCUGUUGUCAUUGUGGCUUUGAGCGGAAACAUGACAAAGAACUUUAACUCUGCGGAUCCAAGUCGCAAUGGCAUUUACAUAGCUGUUCUACUGGGGUUGGCUUGUACACUAUUUGCCAUCAAAGUGUUGCUGGUUAUAUGGAGGCAUAUUAAAUAUCCUCUCUACAGAAUCAUGGAUACAGACGAGGCCAUGUCACCGAUGGAAAUCGCUGAAAAGCAAAAAAAGAUCUUCAGUUAAUCUGAACUGUUCAUAUAAUUGAAUUGUAUAUUUGUGUAAUCAUCCUACAAUAUGCUUUUUUUUUUAUAAAUUAUAUAUAUAUUUUUUAAUUGUUCAAAUGUGUACAUUGUUUAUAUGUACUUUUGAUAAAUAAUAAAAAAUAAAAUACAAAGCGUGUGUAACUGA